Molecule: messenger RNA, 3102 nt
Organism: Chara braunii
Lineage: Eukaryota; Viridiplantae; Streptophyta; Charophyceae; Charales; Characeae
Source: the annotation of a GenBank genome assembly
UUAUGCCCUGACAAGAAGGAAGGAAAGAAUGGCUUUUUUGGAUGAGCUGCGAGUGUGCCUUCCAGACGUGGACGAGAUCAUCAUCGGCGGAGAUUGGAACACAGUUCUGGACUCCCCGCCGGAUCAAAGAGAUCAAGGGUGCGCCAAGGACGUCCUCGCUCUGGUGGACAUGAUGCUGGACUUGGAUUUGCAGGAUGUGUACAGGGAGCUGCGACCAGCGGAACCGGGUUACACCUGGUUCUCGCACAGGAGGAAAGUCAGGAGACUGGAUUACCUGCUAGUGGGAGGGAGCUUGAAGAAGCAGGUGAUCAACGUGGAGGAGGCCAACAACCCGGUCUCGGAUCAUAAACCGGUAAUUGGGUUCUUCAAUCUUGCGAAAGAGUUCAAGAGAGGCAGGGGCUACUUUAAGCUUAACACGCAGAAUCUGCAGUGCGAAGGGUUAAACCAAUGGACACAAGGGUUCUGGGAACGGUGGCAAAAGCAAAAAGAGCGGUUUGCUACGGUAGCAGAGUGGUGGGAAGUGGGAUCAAGGAUUAUGUCGAAGCUGCUGGAUGUCUUCUCUAGGAUACUUGCGUUGACCAGGAACAAGGAAGAGAGGAAACUACGGAAGAAAGUACAGGAGGCAGAGGAGAAAAUGCAGAGACACCCUAUCUCUGAAUUGACGUGGGGAAAGGAGAGGGUCAGAAGGUUAGCUGAGUGGGAUGAGAAGCAACAAGAGAAAUCAGAUCUGUGGGCGGAAAGACUGAAGGUCAAGGGACUGGAAGUGUAUGAUAGGAUGUCCAGGGAAACCUUCCAGAAGUUAGCACCUGCAAGAACUACUCCGACACUAAAAGAGCUCAGACACCCUUUCGACUCCAGGGAACCAGUGGUGGUGGAACCAGAGGAGCUGUGCAAGUAUGCAGUACUGUACUAUCAAGACAUUCUAACGUCUAGAAGGCAGGGGGAAGGCGCAGAUGCGGAUCUAGCAGCCGACUCAGAUCACUGGAACAAUACGACAGUAAGGCUGCACACACGGGGACGCCUCGACCUGGACAGACCAAUUACGAAGGAGGAAGCAGAGGAGGCCCUGAAGGCCAUGGCAAAUGGGAAGACUCCAGGCAACGAUGGACUCCCGAUAGAGUUCUACCGACAACACUGGAAGGUGCUCGGAGACGACCUCGUGGAGAUCUAUAAUGAAAUGCAGAUGGGCGGGAAGCUACCGGACAGCGCUUGCAGAGGAAUAAUCUCUAUUCUAUUCAAGAAGGGGGAUACAAGUGAAAUACGGAAUUGGAGACCCAUCUCGCUCCUUAACGUAUCCUACAAAAUCCUCGCAAAGGUCUUAGCACGAAGAUUAGGUAGGUAUCUACCGAAUUUAGUGGAGGAUGGUCAGGCGGCUUUUGUUAGAGGCCGUUCUAUCUACGAGAACAUCGUCACGGCUGUGGAAGUGUUGGAGGUGGUUAGCCAGGAGGAUUUGGAUGUCAACGUCCUAUUACUGGAUAUGGAAAAGGCGUAUGACCGGAUCCUAGGCAUAGAUGUGGGGAAGCGUGCAUGCAAGGUAAAAGCGUUGGCGGAUGACCUGUUUGCGGUCUCAGCCAACACAGUAGAUUCGAUGUCAGCACUGCGUCACUGUCUGAGACAGUAUGAGGAGUUGUCGGAAGCGGCGAUAAAUUGGUCUAAGUCGGUUUUCCUCCUACCUCGGAAGUACUCCCCAGCGGUGGACUGGGGUAUGAAGCGGGUCCAGUGUGACAACUCCGAACCAUUCCUAGGAGUCCAAGUGGCACUCACCUCGUGCGCGCUCCGACAGGAAGAGAUUCUACAAAACAAGGUACUCCAGAGAACGACCGUGUGGGGGAAAGCCCCGCACCUAUCACUAUUCGGACGUGCCUUGGUGGCAAAUGUGGCACUCUUCGCUCUCCUCACCUUUGUGGGGAACGUGAGACCGCUAGGGAAGAAGAUACAGGCAGUGGUACGAAGGAAAGCCUCAACGUUCAUCUGGAAGCCCUAUGCGGAAGAAGGAGAGGGAGUGAUGUCUAAGGUAGCAUGGGAGUUGAUAUGCGCUCCUAGAAGGGAAGGGGGGCUGGGCAUGAUGGACCCAGGCAGGAGAAAUCUGGCUAUGCUGGCCAGAUGGGUUGUCAGAGCGAUUAUCACACAGAAUGAUAAGCACUGGAUCCUGUUGGGAGAACGCAUCCUGAGCAGGGAAUGGCAAUUGGUAAGGCAGUCGGACGUUUGGGCCUGCGUUUGGAUUGAGUCAUACCUCAGGAGUAAAUUGAAAUCUGAGUUCUGGCAAGCGGUCCUGCAAGCAUGGAGACGGGUGAAGCCGGACAUGCUCAGCGAUCCGCACACAAAGGAGGAAGUUUUAUCGCAGAUCAUUUUUGAGAACCAACGUAUCAGGGAUGAUAGAGGGAGGAUGCUGAUGGCGAACUCAACACCGGGCAGCUUUGGGAAGACGUGGAUAAAGCGGGGGGUGGUAAGAUUGAGAGAUCUUUGGAAUGAGUUUACAGGGGAUUGGCGAACAAGUGAGGAGCUAGAGAGCAUCCUAAGACCGGGUAGGAACAUCAGACAGAGGAGAAGUGUAGUGCUGGAGAGUAUUCCAGACGAGUGGAAACAGAUACUCUCUCCGGCAGUACCGAACCCGGUAGGUACUUGGUACGAAGUGAAGAAGGAGCAGGACCCAGAAGGGCCACAGCUUCGUGACUUCGUGAAACUGGUGGAACUUAGCGAGGAAGGUGGGAGGAAGUUCCAACAAUGGCAGUCGGAGGGUGCAGGAGUCAAACCGAGGCUAUGCGAGGAAGAGGAGCACUGCUCUCGGCCAGAAGGCACUUUAGUCGAAAUCAGGGUGAGGGAGACAGGCGGUUGGAUACUGGGUCAUCUGGACGGAAAGAAACGGAAUCCUCUUCGAAAGGAAGUCAAUGCCGGAACCCGAGAAGAGAGCACUGUUCAAACUGAUGAUAAGAAGGGUGAUGGCAGCAGACUGGAGGAGGAGAGUCCCGAAAGGAAGAAGGACCCGGUCAGACAGAAACUGGUUCACAGAAACGUGGGGUCAAGGUGGGAAACUGGGGGGGAGGGUAGAAGAUAGGGGGUAACUGUAGGAGAAAAACAGGAAAAUCAAAAGUGACUGGUUAG